This is a messenger RNA of Sycon ciliatum, 5563 nucleotides long. Its product is annotated as DNA helicase MCM9-like. Gene Ontology annotation, cellular component: nucleus; MCM complex. The record is from RefSeq and is a predicted model, not a curated record. Lineage: Eukaryota; Metazoa; Porifera; Calcarea; Leucosolenida; Sycettidae. Gene Ontology annotation, biological process: double-strand break repair via homologous recombination. The coding region runs from base 341 to 4591 and encodes 1416 amino acids. Gene Ontology annotation, molecular function: ATP hydrolysis activity; single-stranded DNA binding; single-stranded DNA helicase activity. The transcript has 26 exons.
UUUUGCCGGCAAUUUUGAAUCAGUUUUGUGUGCAACAAAUCCUGAACAAGUCCUUGCCUGCAAGCGGCGUCGAGGAAAUGAUCAUUCACUUGCUGACUGUUUGAACAUUGUAAAACAAACAACACCUCUAUGUGAGUCGAAUGAUAUGGUUUGAGCCAGUUUCCUCAUCAUCUUUACUAGUACUUUGUGCGUGGAAACCUCAACCUUGUUGGGUGCUGGUCACAGGCAGUCAAUGCAGGGAGUCGUAUAGACAACUCUCUGGAUCAACGUGAAGUGUCCUGGUUCAGAUACCCAAGACCAAAACACCCUUGCCACUGCUCACUGAAGUGCUUUGUGUGAUAUGUCUAGUGGAACUGCAUCUACAUCAGGCUCAACCAUUCGCGUGUUGGAAGAGUUUGUCCGCAGUCGUCAUGAGCAUGAUCUUGAAGCUAUUCUAUUGUGGGCUGAUGACACCCAGCAUUACCCGCUUGUUAUCAGCGUGGUGGACCUGCUUGAGUACAACGGGGAGGUUGCUGAGAAACUCUUGGACAACCCGCGCAAAUUCUUGCCAGAGUGUGAAAUUGCAAUAAGCCGUGCCCAGCAAGCUUUGUACCGGGAACACGAGGCGAAGGACAAAAUGGUGUUCAAGGAGCAAGUGCAUUGUCGCCUAUCUAAUCUUGCAGCUUUGCCCGACUUUGUGAGAAACACUCUUCCCCGUACUGCAGAUGUAGGGCAGUUGCUAGCGGUUACCGGGGCAGUUAUCCGUGCUGGCAUGGUGAAGCUGCUGGACUGUGAGAGACAGUUCACUUGUGCGCAAUGCCGUCACACGUUCACUGUCAAGGCUGAAGUUGAACUCUGUUACAACAUCCCAAAGCCAACCAGGUGUCCUGGAUAUGACUGUGACUCAAAGACUUUCAAGUCUCUCUCGGAUACAGAACCACGGUGUGGCAGAGAUGUGCAAGAGAUCAAGUUGCAGGAGCAAGUGCAAAAGCUAGCCGUGGGAACAAUUCCCCGUGCUAUGCCUGUUCUACUGGAGGAUGACCUCGUGGAUGUGUGCAAGCCAGGUGACGAUGUCACGGUCACAGGUGUUGUCAUACAGCGGUGGCAAAAUCUCUAUCCUGACAGUCGAUGUGACCUGGGACUUGUGCUACUAGCUAAUCAUAUCAAAGUGAACAAUGAGCAAAGAAACUCGGUACAAGUCACAAAUGAACUGAAAGAAGAGAUAACAGACUUCUGGGAGGUUUACAAGGACAAGCCAUUGGAAGGCCGCAACAUCAUCCUAGCAUCAAUGUGUCCUCAAGUAUACGGUCUUUAUGUGGUCAAAAUGGCGGUCACAUUGAUUUUGAUUGGCGGUGUGCAGCGGAGAGAUGAAGGAGGCACACGAGUUCGCGGUGAACCCCACCUUUUGUUGGUCGGUGAUCCAGGUACUGGGAAAUCUCAGUUUCUGAAGUUUGCUAGCAAGCUAAUGCCUCGCUCUGUGCUGACUACUGGUAUUGGUUCUACCAGCGCUGGUCUCACUGUUACUGCUGUCAAGGACUCUGGUGAAUGGCAGCUUGAAGCUGGGGCACUUGUCUUGGCAGAUGGUGGCCUCUGUGCCAUUGAUGAAUUCAAUAGUAUCCGUGAGCAUGACCGCGCCAGUAUCCAUGAAGCAAUGGAGCAGCAAACAAUCAGUGUGGCUAAGGCUGGCUUGGUGUGUAAGCUCAACUGCCGGACUUCCAUACUGGCUGCCACGAACCCCAAAGGAAAGUAUGAUCCUAGUCAGAGUUUGAGUGUCAAUGUUGCCCUAGCCAGUCCGCUGCUGAGUCGUUUUGACCUGUUGCUCGUCUUGCUGGACACACACAAUGAAGAUUGGGACAAGAUCGUAUCGUCAUUCAUUCUACAUGGAAAAACGCUCAACUCCAUGGAAUUGGGUCAGUCCGAAGAACUGUGGUCCAUGGAUAAACUGCAAGGUUACAUCAGUUUAGUAAAGACUAUACGACCGCAGAUGACUCCAGAUUCUAACAGGGUCCUAACUCGCUACUACCAAAUGCAGCGUCAAGCGGAUAUGCGAAAUGCUGCACGGACAACCAUUCGCUUGCUGGAAAGUUUAGUUCGACUAGCUCAAGCUCAUGCCAGGCUAAUGUAUCGUGAUCAGGUGACUGCUGAAGAUGCUAUUGUUGCUGUCACACUCAUCGAGUCAUCUAUGCAUAUGACUGCACUUCUCGGUGGAGUGAAUGCCCUGCACUCAGCUUUCCCGUCAGAUCCAGAAGGCGAAUACGCCAAACAAGCUGAUCUUAUUCUGCGUGCUCUACACUUGGAGGAGAUGUGUACAGAAGAAAACUUGACCAGUUCUCUACAGCCUGGACUACUGUGUUCGCAGCCAGCUACAUCAACAACUGCUACUCGUAACGCCCAUCAACAAGCUGCUGCAUCGCGUGCACAGUCGAAGUGGACUAUCUUAGAGAAUCCAUCAACUGCACAACUGGCUACACAACACCAGCAAUUGCUUGCCAAUCAGAACGAGAGUCGACGCACGCCAGCUAGGAAGCGCGGACUUGCUACUCCGCAUCGUGUCGGCUCAACCGUUAGCCCUCCGAAUCAGGCCGGUGGUACACACACUGCAAAUACGACUGUGACUUCUGCUGGCUCAUCUGCUAGCGCGUCUGCACUUAGAACACCUGUCGCCAGACCAGCGAGGCUGACCAGACCAGCUCAGGCCGCUAGCACUGCACAACCGGUAACCUCCACCUUGUCUUCUUCUUCUUCGACCCAGGCAAUGUCUAGCAUUGGAGCUGCACGUGAAUCAGGUAACAGGCACACCUCACCUGUCGUAGCUGCCAUGCCCAUGCAUACCAUGAAUCAGUGUGCCGAUGACGAGGACGACAACGAGGAUGAUGACAUGCUUAUGCAAGAGGCCUUGGAAAUGAGCGAUGCUCUAGAGAAGACGUUUGCUGAAGAAAGCCAGGCAAUACCAGAGUCGCCCUAUCCUGCUAAUGUUCCAUCGGCAGUUCAACAGCGGCAUCGAAAUCGCGAACAACGCCUUGAACAGCCUCACUUUCCGCCCAUAGAUGACUUUCCAGACGACGAAUGUGAUAUGCUGGAGAUCGAAACUGCCUGUGCAAGUGUUCCCAGCAGCUGUCAGGCAACUUCUGUACCAUUUGUUUCGGGUUUGGAUGUUGAGCUGUCUGUUUCUCCGCGCUCUACAUCCUCAUCCUCUGUCUCUGUACAGUCAACAUCAAGAUCAAUGACAAAUGUUAGCCACCGAAAUCCUCCUAAUGAGUCAGCUGUGGCGGGACACAUGCCCAGCACUCGUCCAAAUCAGCCUUCCAAAUCAUCACCUGGUAUGCGCCCUUCCAUUCACCCCUGUUCUAUUUCUUCCAGCCAGGCUCAAAGUAGUCACUCAACUGUAUCUACUUCAUCUCAUGAGCUGGUACGCCACCCUGUCUGCGAAGCUCCAUCACCGCUUCCCGCAGCAGUACCUAGAAGCCAGCAGUCUGCAAUCACGCCUCGCAAGUUCACGUUUGUCCGCAAACCGUCCAUGUCAUCUCCGCCGGAGCAUGCCUCUUCCCAAUCCAUGCCACCCCCGUCAUCGCAAUCUGCAUCUGCACAACCCGCAACGGCACAACCAACUUCAAACAACACUAGACCUGUGCCAUCUGUAUCUCAAUGCAGCCAAGUCUCUUCCUCACAGCCGUGCACAAGAGAUGGCUCAGUGAUGACAGCUAGGCCUUCAAAUGCAUGCAGAAAGCAGCCAGGCAUGUCAGUAUCACGCACUGCCAGCUCACAAGUUCAAGCUAGUGUGGCUAGUAAAGGCACUAAUGGCAAUGAUCCUUCAGCUCCACUUCGAUCUGCUCGAAGCUCGGCAGUACAGCCAGCUCAGGGCAAGAGCACUGCUAGUGAUGUCUCUGCUCCGCCAUUGCGUGGUAGGGCCGCAACAAAGGCUGCAUCUUCAACUCCUGGAAAAUCACUUAAUCAGCCACCAAGUGCCGUGUGUGCAGCUGCCAGCUCAGCUGCUGCUAGCAAGCUCUCUAAGUUUUGCUUUGCAGGACAGGCAUCACCUAAUGGCAGUAGUGGGCUCGUCUCACAGGCAUCCUCUAUGCGUUCUUCUCCUGCCCAGUCAAAGGCGGGGGAUGAUCGUGAAAACCGCAGUGGACACGUUUCCUGUUCUACUGUACAGAGUUCUGCUAUGCGCUGUCCCAGUCAGCCAGCUGCUGCUGAUGCUGGUAGUGGUAGUGUUAAUGGUGGUUCAUCACAACGAAUGAGGGCUGCCCUGCAGGCUCUACGUGGUACCAGUAACAGCAAGUCUAGCAGUACAGUAGCGUCACAGACUGGAUCCAAGAGCUCUACUCAUGCCAACGCUUCACCUAGCCAAGCUGCUGUGCGUGCUGCUAAUCCACAGCAACGGCUGCAGCCUCCUGUUCUCAGGCAGCUUGAACCCCGUGCUAAGAAGAAAGCUGUUGAAAAUCCACUGAUAUCCAAAUCCGCAACUGGACUGAAUGCGGCUGGGAAGAGUAACCCAUCAUCGGGCAGUACCGGCUUAUUUGCCUCUUCUGCACAAGCACUGGGUAUCGAGGAUGAAGAUGAUCUGGAUGAUCUGGAUGACAUGGAGUGGCUACUAACACCAGCAUCUUAAGAGAGCAUGUAAGUGCAAGGAAUUGUAGCAUUUUAGAAUGUCUGUCGUACAGGACAGUGUCAGCAGAGUGCUGUCUUCUGUGCGUUCAACCUUCUACAAGUAAUGUACUGUAGUGCUUGGAAGGAUGUACUGGCCUUUUUGGUGUGUAUCUCCAUGCGAAGAGAGAUGACUUGGGCAUACGUCCCAGCGAUACCUCUUUUAUAACUAUUUUGUAAUGCAUUCUAGCAAGCAAUUGGUAUACAAUAUAAUAGCACAGUUUAGUGAUAGUUGAGUUCGGGUGUACAUCCGGAUUAUAUGUUUCCUCUGAAGCCCAUAGUCGCAUCUUUGUGCACAACUCUUAUAUAGGUAUAUUUUGUCGUUUGUUCUCUAGGGCGUGUGUACAUGAUUAUAGGCGCGCCGGGUUGUAGCUGACGUACCGUUCAAUUAAUUACUUGCAAUGGCGCAUGUCGUCACUCAUCGUUAGUUGUGCGCUAGUCGAGUGGUAUUUGUGUCAUACAAUCUGAACUAUUUUUGAAGUACUGGUGCAUGCACCUGAUGCUACCAUCUUUCCUUCCAGUACUGUAUUACAAAUGCAGUUUUUAGGACCUGGGUUAUUAUUAUAUGCCACACUACACACGUGUACAGACUUAUACCAUCCUUGCACGGUACAUAUCAGCCUGUCUAGGAAUACUGUGUAUACUGCACUCUCGAAGCACGGUGUAGAUAAUAUGUUUGCAGUACUCAGACGUACUCCUGGUUGGUUAUUGUAUGUACAUACGCAUAGCAAGUGACAUUGUGUCUGUCAAAAUACAUGUACAGUGUACCAGCAUGCGCUUACACUUUGCAGAUCUUUGAGCCGGAGUUGGGUGCAACACCAAUCUUGAUUUUAUUCACAUUCUAUCAAUUUUAGUAGUGCGUGUACAUGUAUUCCUGGACGCUGGCGUUCAGAAUAACAUUUGUGAACUUUGGUCGCAUUCAGCAGUUUGUCUUUGA